ACCUUGAACGUUUUCAAAGCCUGCUUAAAAUCCAAAUCUGUGAAAAGGGUUGUUUUCACAUCUUCCAUUAGUACUCUCACUGCCAAAGAGUACAUCACUGGAAAUUGGAGAUCUGUAGUUGAUGAGUCUUGCCAAACUCCGGUUGAUCAUGUCUGGAAUACAAAAGCAAGUGGAUGGAUUUAUGUACUUACAAAGCGUCUCACGGAGGAAGCAGCAUUUAAAUUUGCAAAUGAAAAUCAUAUUGAUCUCGUCUCAGUAAUAACUAGUACUGUUGCUGGUCCAUCACUCACUUUGGAUGUCCCCUCAAGCAUUCGAGUUCUCUUGUCUCCAAUUACAGGAGAACCUGAGACCUUUAGGAUAUUAUCUGCUGUGAAUGCAAGAAUAGGGUCGAUUGCUUUAGUUCACAUCGAAGAUAUAUGCAGUGCCCACAUAUUCCUUAUGGAGCAUGCUAAAGCAGAAGGUCGAUACAUAUGCUGCGCCCAAAAUUGUCAAAUGUCCAAGUUGGUUGAGCAUCUAGCUGGGGAAUACCCCUGCUCUAAUAUUAGGUCUGUAGAGAAAGAAGAAAACCUAGUCCCUCAUGAAAUUUCUUCCAGGAAGCUAAGAGAUCUGGGUUUCAAUUACAAACAUGGCUUACAAGACAUAAUACAUGAGACAAUCACUUCUUGUUUAGAGUAUGGUUUUUUACCUCCUGCAAAGUAAUGGACGAUGCUACGUUGGUAAACUGAAUCUUUCGAUGCAAACUGGUGUAGCAUUCAAAUGCGGUGGGGUAUCUGGUUGCGACUCUUUGCAAAAAUUUAGCUAAAAAGCUAUUUCAAAGAGCUCAUGCUUUGAAUCAUUGUUAAGAUAAAUAAAAUCCAACACAGACACAGCAAUUGUGGCACUCCAGAUGAAGGGUCUAAAUCAAGGAGUCGUGUGUGUUCAUCUGCUGCCAAACUACC
This is a messenger RNA of Juglans regia (Persian walnut), 938 nucleotides long. Its product is annotated as putative anthocyanidin reductase. The annotation marks the transcript as partial. NCBI's taxonomy places the organism in Eukaryota, Viridiplantae, Streptophyta, Magnoliopsida, Fagales, Juglandaceae. The record is from RefSeq and is a predicted model, not a curated record. Gene Ontology annotation, molecular function: oxidoreductase activity, acting on the CH-OH group of donors, NAD or NADP as acceptor. The transcript has 6 exons.